Molecule: messenger RNA, 4816 nt
Organism: Episyrphus balteatus (marmalade hoverfly)
Lineage: Eukaryota; Metazoa; Arthropoda; Insecta; Diptera; Syrphidae
Exons: 1
Coding region: 956-4081 (1041 amino acids)
Biological process (GO): proteolysis
Molecular function (GO): zinc ion binding; nucleic acid binding; aspartic-type endopeptidase activity
Source: RefSeq, a predicted model, not a curated record
UCCGUGAUUUUUACCGGUGGCAACGCCGUGAUUUUUACCGGUGGUAACGCCGUGAUUUUUACCGGGGUCAACUCCGUGAUUUUUACCGGUGGCAACGCCGUGAUUUUUACCGGUGGCAACGCCGUGAUUUUACCGGGAGCAAUCCAAGAUUUACCUAUCAACCAAAACCCUUCCCUGCUAAAGAAGUUGAAGGAAGCCGCUGACCGACCUGAAGAAAUCAACAAGAACCGGAACCAGACCAUAAAUAUUGAGAGAAUUGUUUGUUGUUAAUUAAUAUUUUAAGAUUUAAGAGUAUAAUAAAAGUAAAACCUUUUGAUUAAAGUUAAGUGCUUACUUUAAUUUGUACUUUGGAAUCCGGCGAGCGAAACCUCAGCCUUUGACAAAAAAGCACAUCGCAAAUUGGCGCCCGAGCAGGGACCUUAAAGGUCUUUACCGAAAACAAACAAACUCUUAAAUCUUAAAAAGGGCAAAAACGGCCUAAAACAACAUUCAAUUUAAUUAAUAACAAUUUGGUCACCAAAAACAUUUCUGAACUCUUCGAUUUUUUUUUAAUUCUGUACCCUUACCUAAAAGUAAGGCGACCUUCAAGGUCGAACAAACUUAUUAAAUUAAAAAAAAAAAACAAAUUUUUAUACCGAACCUGCACCGAACCGAAAGGUUACACACCGACCGUACCUCCACCGAACCAAGAGGUUACAUACCGCCUAUUUUUUUUUAAUCCCAAGAGGAUUAAAAAAAAAAAACAAAAACCGAAAAAUUACCGUACCCGUACCGAACCGAAAGGUUAUCUACCGUCCGUAUCUUUAAAAUCCCACGAGGUCCAACAAAUCAACCGAGAGGUUACCGUAACUGCACCGAACCGAAAGGUUACCCACCGUACAAAAUCCCUAGAGGUCCAAACGCAACCGAAAAACAUCCGUACCCGAACCCGACCGAAUUCCCGUUUUAAGCCAAAAUGUCUGAAGAAGGCGAUAGCUUCGACAUAUUUACCAGUAUAGGAGCAAUUUAUCUCCUUAAUAAGGAGGAGCUCAAGCAAAGGAUGGCUCAACUAGGCCUGAGUACCGAAGGUACCGUGGCUGCCCUGCGUGCAAGCUUCAGCGCACACAUCAAAGAAGCCAGAGUCCGAAAAUCCAUGCAAAACUUGUGUGAAGAAAUGGAAAGGUUGGUUGCCGAAAGAGAGUAUCAUGAAGACGCCCCUCCAACUAUCCCCGUUUCUUCCAAAGACUCUUUUGAAAUCGAGAGCGUCACUGUAUAUCCGAGUGGAUCUAAUACGAACGGAAAGAUUCAGCAACCAGAGUAUACAGAAUACCAGUACCGAGUACCAGAGUUACAAAAACAUCAGAAACCGAUAUAUACCCCAGCUACUUACGCUGCAAUCAACGACCUGGAGAAGAUGACUCGGCACCCUGAUUAUAGAGAUUGGUACUACCCAUCAAAUCUUCCAAGACCAGCCGUUACGACUAUCACUUCAGCAGCCCAUACCGCUAUUACUGAGUUUGAACAGAUGACGAAGUUACCGGAAUACCGACCUCUUUACUAUCCGGAUGAAGAUACUCAAAAUACGGGGCCAAAAACGACAAUGUCAUACGUCCCAUGUUCGUUACCGGGGCAACACAAAACCGCCAAUAGAAUACCGAACGUAGAGACGCCCACCACUUCAGUGGCUGCUCAAUUGCCAAGCCACAACCCAAGGGCUAACUACCCAAGAACAAUCUUACCAGAAGGAUGGUCAUGCGAUAGAAUUCCGAUGAACCGUGAAGCCGAGGUAUUGAAUGUAGUCCGAAAAUGGGGUCUACGAUUCGACGGCUCCGGGAGUGCAUUAGAAUUUAUAAAACGCAUAGAAGAGCUUACCGAAUCAUACAGGAUACAGUCGGGUGACAUGUCGCGGGCUAUCCCAGAAAUUUUCCGAGGAACAGCUUUAGAAUGGUACCGUAUUAAUCGAGGAGGGUUUCGAAGCUGGGAAGACUUCCACCAAGCAUUCCUAGGACAUUUCCUCCCCAUUCGGUUCGUUCACAAAUUGGAGGAUGAAAUCUCCAGAAAAAGACAAGGCCCUCGAGAAAAGGCCAAGGAUUUCAUCAGGGCAACCCAGUACUUGAUUCACCAACAUCCUACUAUGCGCAUAACAGAUAACAUCGAUCGCAUCUACGAUCGGCUCCGCCCCGAAUAUCACCUUUACAUCCGUCGCAAAGAUUUUAAAACCCUAGAAGAAUUAACCGGACUAGCGGAAGAAUUUGAAUUCAUACAAAAUGAAAGCCGAAACCAAACUCCUGCUACUGUGCCCGCCAAGACAAACCCAAGAAACCCGUUCAGAAAUACAAGUGAGCAAUUUGACAGACGCCCUGUCGAAGUUUACGACCGCAAAACGCAUUGUUGGAAAUGCAAACAAAGGGGCCACUCUCAAGCCAACUGUCUAAGGCCCUUCCGUAAAUUUUGUUCUUUCUGUGGGAAGGACGGUAUAUUGACCCGAGACUGCUCUUGCCAUACGCAAGAUGCAGCUAUACUGAGCGACCUACCUAAGCCGACAGAACCGACCGUAAAAACCGAAUCCCCGAUACCCGACACCACCGAGCAUACUGCCCUAAAGGCGAAUGAGGUAGAAACCGACGAGUCAAAUCACAUUAAUAACCCAUGUGAACAUAAGGAAUUAGAAACCCUCGCGAUACAAGAAGGGAACCCAAAACUUGAAGACGCGAUUCCGGGACAGGCUGAAACGCCUCAGAUUGAAGUCAACUUAGACCCACGUUACUUUAUACCCAUAGUGAUAAACGGACUUCAGCUAUCAGCUUUGAUCGAUACUGGGGCCACGAAAUCUUUCAUUAACAAGAAAGUAAGACGGCUUUUAAAGAAGAAAAAGGUACCAAUGCGGGACUUACCGCAUUCCGUUCGGAUGGCGAAUGGUGCCCCAGUAUAUAGUAACGAACACUACAACGUGUCUAUUUGCAUAGGAAACGAGGAAGUGCAAGGGGAAUUGACAUACUUUAAACAGUUGAAACAAGAUGUCAUCCUUGGAAUGGACCUCCUUAACCUGUUCGAUUUUGUAAUGACAAUCAAAGGGAAGGAGAUAAAGACAUUAGAGAUUCCACAAGUAUGCUCCAAGGAUCAAAUGUGCGUUUUAGGGGGCAAACCUCUUUCGUUAACACAACAAGACCGUCUAAAUGAGUUGCUAAACCGAGAAUUACCCAAUUUCGACAGAUUGCCUAAUUUAACUAACGCUGCAGUACACCGUAUUCGACUAAAGACAAACGAACCGUUUCGUCAAAGAUACUAUCCCAGAAACCCCGCUAUGCAAAGAAUAAUAGACGAAGAAAUUGAUGAGCUGCUUGCAGAUGGGAGGAUCGAACCUUCUAAUAGUCCUUAUAGCUCGCCCAUAGUCCUUGUAAAAAAGAAGAACGGAACUUGGAGAGUAUGCGUUGAUUACAGACAGUUGAAUGAGAUUUCUAUAAUGGAUGCCUACCCGCUACCGCAAAUAUUGGCCGUAUUAGAUAAAUUGAAACAGGCUAAUUUCAUAUCCACAAUCGACCUUAAACAAGGAUACUGGCAAAUUCCUUUAGAGGAAGAAUCCCGCCCGGUUACCGCUUUUACCGUCCCUGGACGGGGUCUGUUUCAAUGGAGAGUGUUACCAUGUGGGUUGAAUUCUUCUGCAGCAACAUUCCAGCGGAUGCUAGAUUCAGUUCUCGGUCCAGAAAUGGACCCUUUUGCUUUUGCUUACCUUGAUGACAUAAUAGUCAUUAGCAAAACUUUUGAAGAACAUCUAGAACACUUGAAAGAAGUAUUUAAACGACUGCAAGCUGCACAUUUGAGAAUCAACCGCGAGAAAUGCGAAUUUUGCAAGAGAGAGCUGAAAUACCUUGGAUAUGUCGUAAGUGAUCAGGGUAUAAGUACCGACCCAGACAAAAUAUCCGCAGUACGAGAACUAAAUGCACCCAGAAAUGUUAGAGAACUACGCCGGGUACUGGGAAUUGCUUCCUGGUAUCGACGUUUCAUCAAAAGCUUUUCAGUAAUAGCCACUCCGCUCACCCAAUUACUAAAAAAGAUAAAAAGUGGGAAUGGGGCCCAUCGCAAGAAGCAGCAUUCAAUCUAAUGAAAGACAAGCUAACAGAAGCCCCUGUUUUAAUGUGUCCUAACUUCGAGUUACCGUUUACGCUCCAGACUGAUGCAAGCCAAUACGGCUUAGGAGUUGUCCUAUCCCAAAACACUAAAGGACAAGAGCGAGUCAUCGCGUACGCGAGCCGAACACUCACCGACCUAGAAAAAAAAUAUACAGUCACCGAGAAAGAAUGUUUAGCCAUCUUAUGGGGAAUACGCAAGAUGCGACCCUAUUUAGAGGGUUACCACUUUACAGUCGUGACCGACCACCAUUCGCUCAAAUGGUUACAUUCCUUAGAGAAUCCUUCAGGAAGACUUGCGAGGUGGGCUAUAGAGAUGCAACAAUACGACUUUAACAUCGUUUACCGAAAGGGUGCCAUGAACGUGGUAGCAGAUACCUUGUCAAGAGAUCCACUACCUAUCACAGAUAGUGAGUUGGCCAUGUUGAGCGAGGAGCAAGAAGAUUGGACCCAAAAGCGCUUAAGACAAGUAGAAAAAGACCCUGUGAAAUAAACCGAAUAUCAGAUACGAGAGAACCGAUUAUACAAGAAAUUUGAGGCACAUCCCUUAGCAGACCAAAGUUUCAAUUGGAAGUGGUGUGUACCCACAACUGAUCGAAAUCAAAUCAUGAAAGAAAAUCAUGAUGCGACAACCGCAGGUCAUUUGGGCGUCGCCAAGACGAUCUCUCGUAUAAUGAGAACAUAUUAUUGGCCAGGAAUGUGUCGAGACA